AUGAUCUCGUCCUCGUUCGCCCCAAGCCUGACCCGAAGGGAUACUGCUAAAUCGACUGGGGCCCAUGAUAAUCCUCACAGUGGAAUACCUCCGGUGACGAGCGGAGGUGGUCCAUUCGGGCCUCAGAGUGCUGGUGCCAUCUACCAGCAGAUCCAUGAAAUGGCUGCGAAAAGAAUCUCCACUUUGGACUACCUGAGAAAAGCUUUGGAAGGACGUGUUUACUGGUUCAAUACGGUCCACUUUUCUCGCGCAGACAUUGGUCGUCUGCCAUACUUCGAUUCUCGGAAGCUUUCUCGUCGAGCUGUCAAUUACCUUCUCCUGGGCCUAUCCCUUCCACCGAUUCUUGACGUGAAUUCGACCCCAUUUGAAUAUUUAAGAGCCCUCAACGCCCUCCUACUCGAGUUUGAAGCCUUCCAACAAGUCCAUCCACCUGACGGGAGCUCGUCUUCGAGCCUGGCCAGAGCGCGCAUACCCCAGAUGUUCAAACGAGCAGCACAGGCAGGCACAAAAACCCGGCGAGCUAGCUCUGCAACAGAGAUUGGGCUGCCAAUGCAAACCAGCGAUCCAUCUGACUUGAAAAAUGCCGCGGGAAACAUUACAUCGCCCUCUUCUGCAGCGGCUUCGAUCAUCUCGUUCCCACUCACUGAAUCAUCCGAUCUUCUCCCUGGAGAAGAAUACACCUACCUCCUCACACCUUCGUUGCCCUUUGAGCCCGACUUUUUCGAGACCUUUUCAACUCUUUGCGAUGUGCUGAUUGACUCUUAUGGUCGAAUAACGGCGCUGGUAUCAUCGCCGUCGGUUUGCUCAGUUGCACUUGGGGAAGUGUUUUCCAAAGCCGAUGCCAGACUACGAAAGAUCAUAGUAGCGGGUGCAGUGCGGGAAUUUGAAGAUGCCAGCCGGAAUGGCGUCAAAAAUGAACUGUCUGGAGUUAGUCGAGUGGUUCUGGGAGGUCUACUGGGAUGA
Penicillium maclennaniae is the source of this 963-nucleotide messenger RNA. RefSeq lists its product as uncharacterized. Bases 1 to 963 code for a protein of 320 amino acids. Lineage: Eukaryota; Fungi; Ascomycota; Eurotiomycetes; Eurotiales; Aspergillaceae. The transcript has 2 exons. The record is from RefSeq and is a predicted model, not a curated record.